Messenger RNA from Anopheles marshallii, 1272 nucleotides. RefSeq names its product lachesin-like. The record is from RefSeq and is a predicted model, not a curated record. Bases 1 to 1272 code for a protein of 423 amino acids. The transcript is spliced from 10 exons. Lineage: Eukaryota; Metazoa; Arthropoda; Insecta; Diptera; Culicidae. Gene Ontology annotation, cellular component: neuron projection.
AUGAUUUGCUCCAGUGUAUUUGAUGCAUUGUGGCUGCUCGUAUUUAUUUCUGCAUCCAUUGUUUGUCCUGCAUCAUUUUCCGAAGUCACAGUGAUAACCGAUCCAAAGUUCAGCACACCUAUCACCAAUGUAACGGCAGCCGUGGGACGAGAAGCCACCUUAACAUGUGUAGUGCAUGAUCUAGGUGCUUAUAAGGUCGCAUGGUUGCGGGUGGACACCCAAACAAUACUCACCAUCCAAAAUCAUGUCAUUACGAAGAACAAACGAAUUGGUAUUACAUAUACAGAGAAAAAAACUUGGCAACUUCGAAUCAAGGAUAUCCGUGAAACAGAUCGGGGAUGGUACAUGUGCCAAAUCAAUACGGAUCCAAUGAAAAGCCAGAUGGGAUAUCUGGAUGUUGUAGUACCGCCGGACAUACUGGACUACCCGACCAGCACUGAUAUGGUUGUACGGGAGGGUAGCAACGUGACGCUGCGAUGUGCUGCCGUAGGAUCGCCUGCCCCAGCAAUCGUGUGGCGCCGUGAAGCUGGCGAUAACAUCUCCCUGCAAGACGGUGAGCAAGUAUCAUCUGUCGAAGGUCCAACGUUUACAAUACCGAAAGUCAACAGAUUGCAUAUGGGUGCGUAUCUAUGCAUUGCGUCCAAUGGAGUUCCACCGUCGGUUAGCAAACGGGUAAUGUUGAUAGUGCACUUUCCGCCGAUGAUAUGGGUGCCCAAUCAGCUGGUCGGGGCGGUUGAAGGUCAACGAAUGACUCUUGAGUGCCACUCGGAAGCUUAUCCCAAGUCAAUUAACUAUUGGACCCGCGAAAAGGGUGACAUUGUUCCCCAAGGUGGUAAGUACGAGCCGGUUCUGAUAGACAACGCGUACAAAGUGGUGAUGAAGCUGAGCAUCAAGGUUGUGAGCCAGGCCGAUUUUGGUGCCUACAAAUGUAUCGCUAAAAAUUCCUUAGGGGAAACCGACGGAACCAUCAAACUAUACAAGCUACCAAAAAGUGCAAUCAACUCAGUGGAGGCUAUAGACGGCAAGCGAAGAAAUAAAUCGCGAAAAGGGAGUAACUUUUACGAAUCUAACGAUUUUAUGGAUGAAGAUUUGGACAGCAGCAGUAAGAGGAAAGAUGUAAUAAUAAGCGGUAAUCGAAAUGACGACAGCUAUGAAAUAUCAACAACUGGAGUGAAUGGAGCCAUUUGCUCCAAAGAAUUGUUAUACGGCAGGAUACACAUAGUAAUAGUUUUAGCAGUUGUCAUUUUUGCUUUGCAAGUCGGAACAAUUUGA